AUGGAAGCCGACGAUCCAACGGGAACCCCCCACAAUCUGCACUCCGUUCUGGGCAAAAGAGAGGCGGGAUCUGAUACAGCACACCGAGCCGAACAGUCAACAGCGCCGGGGGGAGGGAGGCCAGCCGCUGAAUCGCGACCCUUACACCGGAUUGUAGAGGAGAAGGGGGAAGAACCGUGCUGCGAACACAAGGAGCAACUGGAGGAGGCACGCCGCCUCCUCGACCUCGCCAUGCGCGAGCUCGAGGCCACCCGCGCUGCCGCGGCCGCUCAGUCGCAGCUCCACGAUGCGCGCGCGCACACGCUCGAGGAGCAGCUGCGCGUUGCGCGCGCCGAGCGCGACGCUGCACACGAGCGCAUCAAGGCGCUCGGGGAAAGCGAGCGCGCGCGGGCACGCGCGCACGCCGAGCCGCCCUCGCCCUCGACGACGCUCCUCUUCGAGACGCCCCUCCCGAGCCCCAAUCCGACGGUCCAGAUCGCGCAGCAGCUGGCCGACGUCCGGCAACAACUGGAGCAGAUACGACAACAACGGGCGGUCCCCGUCGGUACGUACCCCUCGGGCAGCCAAACCGCCCACCCGACGAUACCGUCCCGGUCGGAGGACCCCUCGGGGGAUCCCCCUCAAAUGAGAUCGACGCUCCCGCCCCCAAUGCACCGAAUACCGUCCCCCAUGCCCAACCUCCCAACCACGGCGUUCUCGCUCCCCCCUGUUGCCACCGAAAGCGUUUCUACCGCCACGCCGUCGGUUCCAAACCCGCGCCAAUCCCCCGGUCCGUCCUUCCAACCCUCCGCCGCCGCGUCACAGCCGUCGGAACCGAUCCCGCGGGCGCCGUUCCGGACGGCGCCCCCGUUUCACACCCCCGCUCAACCGAGCGUCUCGCAAGCGGCUCCGCCUCGACAGUUCCCCCCCGAACCGCCCGGUAUGACGCUCCCCCGACAGGGGGAACUCCUACGGACGAUCGAGCGCGCCGCCCCCCUCCUAAACAUUCUCAUGCUCGGAUCCUUGGGUCCACUGCCUCGGUGGAAGAAUCCCCCCUACGCAGCGCGACCACCCCCCGCCCCGGCGUUACUUCGGCACGUGCCUGCGCCGUCGUAUUCUCCGUCGAUCCCCGGGGGCCAGUCCUUUUCCGCUCCAGGUCCCCCCCCUUUGUACGGAGAAGCCCCACGGGCGAGUGUCCCGGCGACCUCCGACCCGGCUUCUUUGCACGUGAGGUCGCCCCUGGCUCACCCCUCAAACCCCUUUUCGGCGCCCGCUGGGGCUAGUCAACUGACUGGACAGUCGCCGGGCUCCCAGAGUUGGCAGUAUGCUCAGGCGAUGGGGGAAGCCUCUUCGCAAGGCGCGCAGAAUGUGGCCAGCCAGCCGCAUCCCCACCCCUUUUCUGCGCCUCGGUUAGGGGGGGAGACGGAUCCACAUGGCCUUGGUUUAGACCGACCGGGGCAAACUUCGAGACAGGUGCAGGCUGGCACGUCUCAGGUCUCGACAGCCCUUCAGCAUAUGCGCGGACAGACAUGAACGCGGAGGGCAGUCGUAUUUCCUAGUACCGCGCGGCCGUCAAUAUGAACGCUUGGAUAGCUCAGUUUGUGUAUUCUGUAUCCUCUAACACGGCGCCGCCACGGACUAGGUCCAUAAGUCGGAGAAUCAGCAGGGAGCUCUUGAUCAAUCUUAGAUUGUCUCGAACAUAGACUUGUAGGCGGGUGCAUAAGCGGCCCAAAGUGCGCGUUACAGCUCGCGAAAGGAACAGGAUAGGACCCUUUGGCCUGCAAUCGAAAAGGUGGUUCGCCCUCUGUGCGAUCUCGAAGUUGUGACUUCCAAGUUGGUUACGGCUUCUCUGUUUUGAAGUCUAUAGAUAGGAGUGGUAAAGGUCAGCACGACCAUUUCGUGCCGUCGCGCAUAAAGUUCUUCAAGUUCGAUUGAUGAAAUUUUCGGACUUAUGCGCAGACAUAUUGAAAGUCGAGAGCCCACAAGUCGACUCACGCUACGUCAGAUUCAAGUAAACGUCUUCGGU
Molecule: messenger RNA, 2005 nt
Organism: Klebsormidium nitens
Lineage: Eukaryota; Viridiplantae; Streptophyta; Klebsormidiophyceae; Klebsormidiales; Klebsormidiaceae
Source: the annotation of a GenBank genome assembly